CUGAGUCAGUGAUUCCUUCUAUGAUUACAAUCAACUACGACCCUCAAACCACCAGUCAAGGAUUCUGUUUUCAAAUGCUGUGAAUUGAUCUAGGGGAAGAGGCUCGAACUAUCCCUCUCGGAUCAAAUAAUCAUCGUAUCCCAUGCGAAAGAGGAGAAACCAGUACGGAUGCAAGAGUAGAAAGGGCUGUGCCACAUGCAAGAAAGCCCAUGUCAAAUGCAGCGAAGAGCAACCAACCUGCAGCCGAUGCCAACGAUUGAAUCUCGAGUGCAAUUAUGGCUUUAAACUCCUCUGGGAAGAAGACUCUCAACAGAGGAAGAUAGCUCACGGUCGUGCUGGGCUCUGGUCACGGCAUAACACGACUUCAACACCGCGAGAACGACUACCACCUAUUGACGACCAGAUCUUUGUCGAAAUCCCCACCAGUGCCCAAAAUGCCGGCACGCUCUUCUUUCUCAACUUCACCGCCGAGCAUUUCCGAGAAGGAAAUCUUCCGGAGGCAUUGGAAGACGAAAUCACCGAAGUCGAGCGGCACGAUUUCGUCGACACUUUCGUCGAUGAGGUCCUCGAUGACGAUGAAAUACUUUGCCUCACUGGCGUCCCGCCGCCUUUGUCUCUGAUGCUGGCGCACUCACCUUACCAAGGCAUCAACACGAAUCUAUUGUCGUAUUACAUCUACGUCCUGUCCCCGCAGUGCUCGCUGAGCGAAACGGACAAUCCGUAUCUUAACGUCCUGCUACCUGUGGCGUACGAAUUUGAACCUCUCCGAAGCGCAUUACUGGCGGCUGCGGCGAACCAUCUACGUCUCCAUGACGACUUGCGAUUCGAAAGACACGCGUUGGAAUUGAAGACGGCGGCGAUCAAGGGACUGCGAAACCACCUAAGAACCAACGAUAUGGACUGGCAGAGUCUUGCUACCACGCUAAUGUUUUGCUUUUACGAUAUUUCAGACGGCUGCGCACCAUCUUGGAUCACCCACCUGAAAAUGGGCUUACAAAUGUUGACUUACCUAACGACCCGAACGUCAGUCGAUGAUAGUCUCAAAGCCUUCUGUGAAAUCUAUUUCGUCGCACACGAAGUGAUGGGCGGAACUGCGUGGACUGGAUGGUCAGACUCUGAUGGCGAUGGCUUUGCCCUCGCUCGAUCAGAAGAGAUCGACCCUCUGAUGGGCUGUUCGCGCGAAUUGAUCUCCAUCGUAGGCCAAAUCUCAUCACUGGCACGUCGAGUCCAAACGUCCCCGGACCCUUCCUCGAUGAUCGAGUCGACCGAGUUUCUCACCAUGCGCAACGAUCUUGUCUCUCGUCUCCGUCGCCUCCAACAGCGCGUCCCGUCUUCGUGCAUCGACCAACCUCUGCUCGUCCAGAUUGCAGAGGUCAAACGUCUGGCGGCGAUGCUGUACUUGGAAGAACGAGUGCCUCGACCGACCGACACGUCAUCACUGGACACCUAUAUCCCUGCCCCCAGAACCCUCGGUCGCAAAAGACUGAUAGAUUGCAUCAUGUCGUCAUUGCGCCUGCUGCCCGAAACGUGCGCGGCCUCGUUGUGGCCUUUGUUCGUCCUGGGGAAUUCCAGACUCGAGUCAGAGGAGCAACGACACUUUGUACUCACGAGGUUGGGCCAGUUGGAGGACUCGCGAAAGCUGGGGAGUAUAUACCAUGCUCGUCGGUUGGUGGAGAGAUACAUCGCCGCGAGUAGUUUGCCGUCGUCCGUUGGGGUGCGCCCGUCAUCGUCGAACCGGCUGAUGUUGGGAAGUUUACCUCGUGGGUUGGCCUUGACGGAGAAUGAGAGGUGGAUCAGUUUAGCUUAGAUGUCCGUUCCAUGUCAUCUCGUGACAUGUAACCAUGAUGUGCGAGUGGGUGGUGAAUUCUGUUUGCCUUAUGGUGAUAUACGGUUUUGGGGGAUACUCGAUUUUUUGCUUAUUUCUGGGACGGCAGGGCAUGGGCAGUGCAUAUUGGACUUGUACAAGUACAUACAGGGAACGUAGUUAUUUAGGCUUAUACUUAUAAUUCUAGUUCGAACUUG
Exophiala oligosperma is the source of this 2022-nucleotide messenger RNA. RefSeq lists its product as uncharacterized. Gene Ontology annotation, cellular component: nucleus. The record is from RefSeq and is a predicted model, not a curated record. The transcript is spliced from 5 exons. Bases 143 to 1807 code for a protein of 554 amino acids. Gene Ontology annotation, molecular function: zinc ion binding; transcription cis-regulatory region binding; DNA-binding transcription factor activity, RNA polymerase II-specific. Gene Ontology annotation, biological process: positive regulation of transcription by RNA polymerase II. NCBI's taxonomy places the organism in Eukaryota, Fungi, Ascomycota, Eurotiomycetes, Chaetothyriales, Herpotrichiellaceae.